Molecule: messenger RNA, 1534 nt
Organism: Phoenix dactylifera (date palm)
Lineage: Eukaryota; Viridiplantae; Streptophyta; Magnoliopsida; Arecales; Arecaceae
Product: flavanone 3-dioxygenase 2-like
Source: RefSeq, a predicted model, not a curated record
CCAACGGUUGGCUGACGGGAAUCAUUCAUUCGCGCGAAAGCUACGACCGGAACCGCCUCCCGGUUAGAGAACGCCCCCUGACAAAACUGGUACUCCUCCGUUUUAACUUCUAUUCGUUCGUCCCUUCUCGCUUCUCGCUCACUCGAACCUUUCGGCCAUCCGAGGGGCUACCACCCGGCCUCUCAUGGCGGACCAACUCCUCUCCACCGCGCCCCACCGCCGGACCCUCCCGGAGAGCUAUGUCCGGCCGGAGUCUCAGAGGCCCCGGCUCGCCGAAGUCGAGAGCGACGCAAACAUUUCCGUCGUCGACCUCGGCGCCGACGAUGAAUCGCCGAUCAUCUCCCAGAUCGGCGACGCCUGCCAAUCCUAUGGCCUCUUCCAGGUUGUGAACCAUGGGAUACCUGUUGAAUUGAUGCUCAAGAUGCUGGCGGUCGCUUUCGAGUUCUUCUGCCUCCCUCCGGAGGAGAAGGCCAAGCUAUACUCUGAUGAUCCCGCGAAGAAGAUAAGGCUGUCGACGAGCUUUAAUGUUAGGAAGGAGACAGUUCACAACUGGAGAGACUAUCUCCGGCUUCACUGCUAUCCUCUGGAGGAGUUCGUUCCAGAGUGGCCUUCCAAACCCGCUUCCUUCAGGGAAGUGGUGAGCAGCUACUGCAGGGAAGUUCGUCGACUAGGCUUCCGACUCCUUGGAUUGAUAUCUUUGAGCCUGGGUUUGGAGGAGGACUACAUUGAGAAGGUUCUUGGCGAGCAAGAACAGCACAUGGCCAUAAACUACUACCCCCGGUGCCCGGAGCCUGAGCUCACGUUUGGUCUACCAGCCCACACUGAUCCAAACGCUCUCACGAUUCUUCUUCAGGACCCAAAGGUGGCUGGCUUGCAGAUUCUGAAGGAUGACAAAUGGAUCCGAGUGGAUCCCCACCCCAAUGCAUUUGUCGUCAACGUAGGCGACCAACUACAGGCACUGAGCAAUGGUAGGUACAAGAGUGUUCGGCACCGGGCAGUGGUCAAUUCAGACAUGGAUAGGAUGUCGGUGGCAUCGUUCGUUUGUCCAUGUAACAGUGCGGUCAUUAGCCCUGCAAGGAAACUCACCGGCGAGGGAUCCCCAGCCAUAUAUAGGAGCUUCACAUACGAGGAGUACUACAAGAAGUUCUGGAGCAGGAACUUGGACCAGGAGCAUUGCUUGGAGCUUUUUAGGGGCUAGUCGGCAUCCACCAUGCCGUCAUCAAUUGAAUCAUUGGGUCUCCUUCUGCGGCCCACAUGGGACAAUUGACGACGGUGGUGGCUGGAGGUGUUCGAUUGAAUUUUGCCUUCCCCCCUUGUGGCUUUUCUUCUCAGAGCACUCACUUUCCCCUGCGUCAUGAGGGGAGAUUAGCCACUAGCUCGCCAAUGUGCUCCAACUGUGGCCUAGUAAAAUGUUGUAGUGGUUGUUUAAUUUGUACCUGCUCAUUGGACCAUCAUAUUCCCCUUAUUAUGUAUUGUAUUUUUCUAUUACCUGGUUCAAAUUCAGAUCGAAAAAUCUGCCGAUUAUGAAAUUAAA